Acanthoscelides obtectus is the source of this 858-nucleotide messenger RNA. Lineage: Eukaryota; Metazoa; Arthropoda; Insecta; Coleoptera; Chrysomelidae. The record is from the annotation of a GenBank genome assembly.
AUGUCGCAGGGUUGUCCCAUUCUUACACCUGCAGAAAUAAGGGCAAACCUGAAUGCGUAUGGUCGAUACAAUCAAGAUGAUGUUGGGAUCAGGUUUCAAGAAGAGAAUAAAAGGCGUUUUACAAGUUCUAAAGGGAACCCUUACAAAUGGGUAUCACCUGCCUAUAGAUCUAUGAACCAGUCUAGGAGACCUGAGGCUACAGUAACAUCUUCGAGUUCGACCCGAAUGCGGUCUUUCUUUAACACAAUACACACAACAACUAGUAGUGUAUCAGAUUUAAGGGACCCUCCAACUCUAGCUCAAAACAGUAGAUUCAGGUUAGAUGAAGCAGAGGUAACGAUAACAAUGGGAGUAGCACAUUCAGAUCAUCCAUCGACUAUGUUGACAGAUCAACAAUGCGAACUGAUCGAAAAUAACCUGUUGUACGAAAUUUUGAAAUGUGAAAAUGGAAAAGGGCCAAAGUUUAAGGGCGUUUACAUAGAAGAAAACGUUGUUUGGUUUACAGUUGCAAACGACUCUUCUGUAACCUGGCUUUACGAAACCAUUCCUCAUUUCAGACUAUGGCCAAGGGCUAGCCUGAAAGUGGGACGUCCUUCCGAGAUAAAAGGCUUAAUAAGGGUUGCAGCGUCUCUUCCUAAGGCGUUGAAUGAAAUGGACGAAAGCAACAUCCUUCAGCUCUUGAAAUCCCAAAAUAAGGGUCUUAAUACGGAAAAAUGGAAUAUAUUGAAGAGGUUAUCAGACGGUGCAGGACGGAUACUUAUAUUCCAUAUUGACAGUGAGUCCCUCAAGGUACUUCAAGGCCUUUCAUUCAGACCGUUCCUAGGACUAACCAGGGUCAGUUUCAAGAUAAAUCAAUAG